AUGGGUCCACUGCCUUUGUGCCUGCCAGUAGGGCUGUCGCUGUUGCUGCUACUGGGACCCGGACUCGGGCUCAGCUCAGCUUCCCAGAGGUCACAUGUGCACCGACGUGGGCUCAUAGAACUGGCAGGGACUGUGCACUGUGCUGGCACCCGCACCGCCAUGGCCUACAUGAACUACGGCUGCUAUUGUGGCCUGGGUGGCCAUGGCCAGCCCAGGGAUGCCAUUGACUGGUGCUGUCAUUCCCACGACUGCUGCUACAGACGUGCUGAGGAUGCUGGCUGCAGUCCCAAGAUGGAGCGCUAUUCCUGGCAGUGUGUCAAUCAGCACAUCCUGUGUGGACCAGUGGAGGACAAAUGCCAAGAACUCAUGUGCAAGUGUGACCGGGAGAUUGCUUACUGUUUAGCCAAAACUGAGUACAACUUAAAGUACCUCCUUUACCCCCGUUUCUUGUGUGGGAAGGACUCACCCAAGUGUGACUGACUAGCCUGACUUGAAAUGUCUUUUUUGCACAAGGAAAUAAAACUUCUUUUUGCGGAUCAACAGCCUUAUUCAGUUCUUUGCAGGAGGAAGCUGGGGCCAAUUGUUAAAGCUGAAACCCCUGUGUUUGCUUUCACUCCUGUCCUGCAACUUGGGGCUAGAGCCAGUUUUGUUUCCAGCUUGAUCAUGUCAAAAGCCCCAUGCCUAUUUUAUAAAACCACAACUGUAUUUAUGACUGUAUUAGGUUUGGUACCAUUUGAGGUUCAACCUUUAUGAAAAGAGCUGAGCCUUGUCUUCUAACCUGCUCCCGAUGGCAGGUAGUCAAAAGU
Messenger RNA from Physeter macrocephalus (sperm whale), 806 nucleotides. RefSeq names its product phospholipase A2 group X (gene PLA2G10). The record is from RefSeq and is a predicted model, not a curated record. The transcript has 4 exons. The coding region runs from base 1 to 480 and encodes 159 amino acids. Gene Ontology annotation, molecular function: calcium ion binding; phospholipid binding. Gene Ontology annotation, biological process: phospholipid metabolic process; lipid catabolic process; arachidonate secretion. Lineage: Eukaryota; Metazoa; Chordata; Mammalia; Artiodactyla; Physeteridae.